This is a messenger RNA of Cydia fagiglandana, 1435 nucleotides long. It is a transcript of the gene Fsn, whose product is annotated as F-box/SPRY domain-containing protein 1. The transcript is spliced from 4 exons. Gene Ontology annotation, molecular function: protein binding. The coding region runs from base 94 to 903 and encodes 269 amino acids. NCBI's taxonomy places the organism in Eukaryota, Metazoa, Arthropoda, Insecta, Lepidoptera, Tortricidae. The record is from RefSeq and is a predicted model, not a curated record. Gene Ontology annotation, cellular component: SCF ubiquitin ligase complex; synapse. Gene Ontology annotation, biological process: synapse assembly involved in innervation; proteasome-mediated ubiquitin-dependent protein catabolic process.
UUUGAUGUGAUUACACUGAUGUCACAUUUUUAUAAAAUAAAAUGGAAACGAUAAGAUGAUAACAAAUCGCUUUCUGCAAAUAAAUCUAAAGUAAUGGAAAGAUUAAAUUACUCAUUAAACGACCUGCAUUUGUGCGAAGGUUAUUCUAUUGCGGAAUUAGUUCCGGACCUUGUUUUGGAAAAUAUAUUUUCAUACCUAUCUGUGAAAGAUCUUCGAAAUUGUUCCUUGGUUUGUAAGAGCUGGUACAGGAUCCUCAGUGAUGAAAACAACGACGUAUGGAGAAUACAUUGUGUUAAAAGAUUGGCUGAAGAAGUCAUGAAGUCUGACUUGCUUUCCACAUUAACAACUUAUAAGGCAAAACUUAAGGCUUUCUUUCAUGCUUGGAAUCCGCAUGACUGCUCCAGAAACAUUUAUGUCAAACCAAAUGGAUUCACUUUACACAGGAAUCCAGUAGCACAAAGCACAGAUGCUUGCAGAGGCAAAGUGGGUUUCAAUUAUGGCCGACAUGCCUGGGAAGUGAUAUGGGAGGGUCCAUUAGGGACCGUAGCUGUGGUAGGCAUCUCAACCAAAGAAGCACCUUUACAAUGCCAAGGCUACGUGGGGUUGUUAGGGGCUGAUGAACAGAGUUGGGGAUGGAACCUUGUGGACAAUCACUUACUGCAUAAUGGUGACACGCAAGGACACUAUCCGUUGCUUAACAACUGUCCUAAAUAUCAAGUUGGUGAGCGCAUACGAGUGAUAUUAGACUGUGAGGAUAACACUUUGUCAUUUGAAAGAAAUUAUGAAUUCCUAGGAGUUGCAUUUAAAGGUCUUCCUAACAAGCGACUGUAUCCAACUGUGUCAGCUGUGUAUGGAAAUACUGAAGUGUCUAUGGUUUACCUUGGUCCACCAUUAGAUGGCUGAUGGCUACCUACAAUAUCUAGAUAAUGAUGAUCAUGACCUGGUUUGGCUGGGGCAAAAAUGUACCAGGGAGCAGAUUUUAAACUUUCUACCACUCAAUAUUGUGUAUUGCAUUUAAUUUCUACAGUGAUUUCUAUUAAUAGAAUUGACAACGAAAUUAAAAAAUCGCCCUCCUGGUUGGUGCAAGUGUCUCUAAGGUAGACCCGUAUGGUUCGGCUCAUCAAUAUAGUGGUGGUUUUUCUUUUGUAUAUAUUGCUUCUAUUUUAAUUUAUAAUCUUAUUACAGUUAUUACAUUUCAUGAGUGUGAAUAUUAUUCAAAAAACGUUAGCAUUUAUUUGAGAUACCAUAGUAUUAUGUAAAAAAAAUUGUAUAUAUUUGAUUAUAGAUUUAAGUUAUUAUUUAUUUUCUUUUGGUUAAUAAUAAUAAUGUAUGAUGCACAUUAAAUUUAUGUUGCAUUGCCCUAAAGUUGACUGAUUGAGAAUGGUGGUUUUACGAUUAGUACCUAAUGAUUUUGUGCAAUAAAAUGACCAUUAGA